GAGAGUGAUUAGCAGUUACUGGAGCAACAGGAGCAGGAGCCACAAACUUUCUCGAGGUGAACUUCUCCUCUCUGGGGGGCUUCGCAUCACGACACUGAUGGAUUACACGACUUUCGCUGUUACUGUUCGCCCAACUAUCAGUCAACUGUCCAUGUAGAAUGCGUCUUUAGAGACAAGACUUUGAGAACACAAAUAGAGGCUGAAUUUGAAAAAAAAUACAAAAAAAAAAACAGUGAAAAUAAUAUGGGGAACUCAGGGAGCGUAUGGUGGACUAUGGUGGAGUGCGCUUGCAGGAUCCUUGGUGUUUCUACAGCAACAGUGUUGUGCGCUGUGGGAAUAGAGACAGUCCAACAGGGAGAAUUCAACAGCCUUGGCAUCUACCUGAUAACAUCCUCUGUCGGCAUCAUGAUGUUUGAGAUGGCAUACUUUCUGGAUUCCCUACUGUCCAUGUGUAUCCCCUGUCCUCCAAACUGGCAAGUGUUUGUCUUGUGGGGGAAGAUGGCUCGUGUUGGAGGUUUUCAUAAAUUCCUCUACUACUCCAUCAUGUCAGUGGUCUGCUUCUUGCACCCUGUGCUGGUUUGGCACGCAAUCAUCCCAGGAUCAAUGCUUUUGGUAACAGCGUUUUUCAACUUCAUACUAAGCAAGAAAGCAAAGAUCAAGUCUCCCAAGAGUCCACCAGAGAGCAACAGUGACCAAAGCCUAACAACUGUCUGCGUAGCAGAAAGAUCUGGCUCCAACGGCACGUCCUCGAUUUUCCAAGCAGUGACGGGAAGAAAGGGAGGGCAAAUGGCCUUCACAGACCCAGAUCACUGCUUUGAGCCACAGGAGAGAGGAGAGAGCAUCCAGGCCAUGCUGGAGCAGGAGCAAACAGUAGCUCCUGUGCACACAGAAAGGAGGAGGAGGUGGAAAGAGAUGAUCUGGUUCAGAGAUAGGGAGGAGCCUGUGGAAAGAGAGCUGGAGGAGAUGAAUGAGUCUGAACCAGACACCACCUCAGACACUGCACCUAUGAUCACCGACUGAACAAGUGAUACUCCUUUUUGCAAACUGUGAAGCAUGCAUAACGUAUUCAGACUUGGUGCAGAUUUUUGUACUUCAAAAAUGUCUAAAAUAUCACUGCAAAAGCAAUAAA
Messenger RNA from Gambusia affinis (western mosquitofish), 1129 nucleotides. RefSeq names its product transmembrane protein 72 (gene tmem72). The coding region runs from base 244 to 1020 and encodes 258 amino acids. The transcript is spliced from 5 exons. The record is from RefSeq and is a predicted model, not a curated record. NCBI's taxonomy places the organism in Eukaryota, Metazoa, Chordata, Actinopteri, Cyprinodontiformes, Poeciliidae.